AUGCCAUACUCGCCAAUAAGCCCAAGCAGAAGCCCAAUUCCCCAAUGCAACAUUUUAGACAGUCAGUAUGACCUUGUAUCACCCUCACCAUCAUCUCUAUCUCAGUCUGAUACACCAACCGAUGAACAGGAAGGAGUAGACACUGCCAUAUUUAAUACAUCACUAACCUGCUCAUCACCUUUUGGGCUUUCAGAAGCUCAAAACAGCCAGAAGACUCCUGUGGAAAUUUCACCUCCCCCAUUGCUUUGUAGACAACCACAGUUAACUUGUACUUUAAAACUAGAGGAAUCUAAAGCUGAGAAACAAAACCAUCAUCAGAAUUUUAGUUCUAAACCUCGAAAACAUGGUUCAAGCACUGAUAGGUCUUUCCAGCAAGAUGCAUGUGAGAAAUCUCCAAGCUCGAAAGUUUUGAAUGGUCUAGUGCUGAACUUGGGAAGUCUCCUGGCUUCCAAGAGUCCUAAAGGAAGUCCCAAGCAUGAGGAGAUGAAGCUUAAAAGACAGAAAAGAAAACAAAAUUCCUCCUUCAGUUUCUGUGAAAGUAGUCUACCAAAAAAGCAUUGUUAUUCACCUCUCAGUAGUGCACCUGACUCUGGGUUUGAGAGUCUAGGAUCUGUGUCCCAGAGUAGUGGACCUCCUAGUGCUGGCAGCCUUUCAGCAGCAGAUGCAUCUCCUGGGGAAAAUGGAAUCUCUUCAACAGUGGGAGGAGUCUCACCAACCAGUGUUGUGGAACACCUAGAAAAUUUAACAAGGUCUGAAGCCAAACUGGAUCUGCUUGCCACAGAAGAUGGAAGUGGUAAACAUACAGAGCAGACACGAGGAAGACACUGGCAAGCCAAAAUUAACAGUAGGUUCGAUAAACUGCUGGCUCUAGCAUCAAAUCCUAGUGAUAGUCAGCAAAAAGAGUCAUUGAAGUCAGAAAAACGUGGCAAUGUCUACCAUAGUUCUCGAAAGAAUACCAGUAAAGGGACCACAUCUCAUCAAGAACCUAAGAAGUGGGUGGUGGACAGCAUCAAACAUGGUGAUCACAAGUCCAGCUCUCAAGACAACUCUGUGUCCAUCACCUUUAAAGCUGUGAGUCCUUCAACCAGAAUUACAAGCUUGGGCCACCGGACUCGAGAUCACCAUCAUCACCACCGAGGUUCUUCACCCACUAGAUUGAGACACAGAAAGACUAGUUCUCCACAUCUGCCAAGAAAAGGCCCAAGGACUCCCCCAUACACACCUCCUCGAUCACCAUCAGCAUCUCCUGAUCAUCUCACGAUGUCUCGCACCCCUGUUUCUCCGUAUCACUGCCAUAGCCCAAUCAGCAGUGUUGACAGCCCAUGUAGUAGAAGAAGUCGUAGCAGAUCGGUAAGCCCACCUUGUUAUGGUCAUGAACCAGGACUUCACUUUUCCCAUGCUUACUCUGAAUCUCGAUCACGAUCUGGUUCUGACAGUAGUAUGGAUUCAACAACUAGCCUUGGAAAUGGAGGGUGCUCCAAGUCGCAAAGGCAUCAUAAACAUUAUAGAAGUUCUGAAAAAUCACACAGCAAGAAGAAAUCUGAGAGGUGUCAGAGAGGAAGCACUGUAACUGUCUCAUCAAGGAAGGAUAAUAAAACAAAUGGUACAGGUGUUGGAAUAGAGAAUUCUUUGUUGCAGCCAGUAUGUUCAACAGGAACAAAGUCUCAUCCUGCUUACAUGGGAGGACUUCCCAUCAUCUCCAUGGGAAACUUUCAGUCUCAGAAUAUUCAUUACACUGGUCAGCUUGUGUUUCAUCAUUCUUCUGCAGUUAGUGUUGGAGAAACAGUCAAUCCUCCCCUUCCUCCUGGUCCACCAUCUCAGCCCCCUCCACCACCUCUUUCUUCUUCUUCUGAUAUUCCUACAGGAACCUUUGCUUUUGCUGUGGGUUCUGCACAGUCGUCUGCUGUGGUUCCUCAAGUUAACCUGGCAACUAUUCCACUGGCAACAGGUGGUGUUCAACCAAUAAUUCCCAUGAUGGUGGACUUCUCUGUCCCCCCACCAAAUUUUAACAUGCCCCCACCCACUUCUUCAGCCUAUGUACUGCCAUCACAAGCACUCCCAGAUUUCAGUGUUCCCACACUUAACAGGGAAUCAAGCAGCACUGCCAGUAACCUUCAGCUUAACUCUUCAGUGAAUGGUACCAUUACUAAUGGUUUGACUCAGUCAGCCAUUCGUGAUCAAGUUCCCCUUGGACUUCAGCCAAAUAUUCCACCCUCUCAGAUAUUUCCAGUGAACAGCCAGCUGGCUCAGCCUCGACCUUCUUCCCAGAAUGCUCCACUUCUACUCACAGAACAAGUAUCUAGAAAGAAGACCCCAUUAACAGAAAUGUUGCUUCCCAUCAGUGGCUACAACCAUACACAUGUGUACUCGACAGUUUCUCACCCAGCAUUGUCUCUGCUGAUGAGUAAUGAGCCCCAGAAGGACACAAGGUCUGUGCCUACAGCUAACAUGGAUAUGGUGAGUUCAGCACAGGAUUACAGAUCCUUGUCCAGUCAUAAGCUCGGUCAUCGCUCCAUUGUUCGAAGAAGUGGUUCUAAUUGCAUUCAGCAACAUCAAGGUAUUCACCAACUUACAACUUCUAGUGUAGUUAAGACCUCAUAA
Molecule: messenger RNA, 2601 nt
Organism: Limulus polyphemus (Atlantic horseshoe crab)
Lineage: Eukaryota; Metazoa; Arthropoda; Merostomata; Xiphosura; Limulidae
Product: putative GPI-anchored protein pfl2
Exons: 2
Coding region: 1-2601 (866 amino acids)
Source: RefSeq, a predicted model, not a curated record